AUGUACAACACCAUCCACAUCGAUGAAAAAUGGUUCUAUCUUACCAAAACCAAUGAUAGAUACUACCUCCUGCCCGAUGAGGAAGAACCACAUAGGACAUGCAAAUCAAAAAGGCAUAUUGAAAAAAUCAUGUUUAUGUGUGCUGCUGCGAGGCCGAUCAUUGAUGAAGAUGGCACAGUCAUAUUCGAUGGAAAGUUAGGCAUUUAUCCUUUCAUAACCACAGAGCCAGCACAAAGGAACUCGAAAAACAGAGUGAAAGGUACGCUGGAAGUUAAGGCAAUUGCAGCAAUCACUAAGCCCAUCAUUAGAGACUGCCUUAUAAAACAGAUGGUUCCUGACUUCAUGGCCAAGUGGCCGAAGACAUCAAGCAAGCACAUAUAUAUCCAACAAGAUAAUGCCAAACCACACAUUCAAGCAAAUGAUCCAGAGUUUCAAGCGGUUGCAAAUACUAAUGGAUUUAAAUUCCAAUUAGUAUGCCAGCCAGCUAAUUCACCGGAUACAAAUGUCAACGACCUCGGGUUUUUCAGAGCUAUUCAGAGCCUAAAAGAUCAAAAACCAGCCAAGAAUGUCGAGGAGUUACUAGAGAAUGUGAAAGCUGCGUACGAGGAAUACCCACCAGAGAAGCUCAACAAUGUUUUCCUAACCUUACAAGGCUGCUAUCAAGAGAUAAUCAAGUGUAAGGGUGGGAACAACUACAAGAUUCCACAUAUGAAUAAAGAAAGAUUGUCCAGGCAGGGGAUUUUACCACGAUGUAUUCAAGUUGAAGAAUCACUUGUCAAGGAAAGUCUAGAGUUCCUACAGAUGGAAUCAAGUGAAGAAGGCGAAAUUUUAAGGCUUGAAGAUGUCAUAGAAGGGCUGAAUGAAGUGUUACUUAUAGACUAGAAUUCUGUAGAAGCCUAUGUAAUUACAGGUGAAAAUGUUUACAAGGACAAACACCAUGCAUGUUUUUGGGGUGUUUGGAAUGUAAACUUUUUGUAGAUGUUGCCCUCAGACUUUAACAUCAUCACUGGGCUAUUACAAUUA
Messenger RNA from Salvia miltiorrhiza (redroot sage), 1023 nucleotides. RefSeq lists its product as uncharacterized. The transcript is spliced from 2 exons. NCBI's taxonomy places the organism in Eukaryota, Viridiplantae, Streptophyta, Magnoliopsida, Lamiales, Lamiaceae. Gene Ontology annotation, molecular function: nucleic acid binding. Bases 1 to 882 code for a protein of 293 amino acids. The record is from RefSeq and is a predicted model, not a curated record.